Messenger RNA from Dentiscutata erythropus, 335 nucleotides. The record is from the annotation of a GenBank genome assembly. Lineage: Eukaryota; Fungi; Glomeromycota; Glomeromycetes; Diversisporales; Gigasporaceae.
UGCAAUUGGCUCUAACUGUUUAAAUCCUUCAAUAGUAACUGAACAUACCAAUAUUCCUGAGCCUUCAUCUUCACAAUCUUCCUUGUCUUCACAAUCUUUUUUAUCUUUGCAAUCUUUUUCGUCUUUGCGAUCGUUUUCUCUACCAACUGAAAAUCCAAAAGAUGAAGAAGAAGAGCAAUCAAGAUCUCUAUCUACAAAAAGAAAGAAUACUUUUUCCCGGCUUCUAAUAAACAAAGAAUCAUUGAAUCAAUUAAAAGAAGCGGAAAAAGAGACAAAAAAACUAGCUAGCGAGAAACAAUAUAAAAAAGAUGAGGCUCUUCAAAAAAAAACAGCAU